Messenger RNA from Haliotis rubra (blacklip abalone), 579 nucleotides. Its product is annotated as fucolectin-like. The coding region runs from base 1 to 579 and encodes 192 amino acids. The transcript is spliced from 3 exons. NCBI's taxonomy places the organism in Eukaryota, Metazoa, Mollusca, Gastropoda, Lepetellida, Haliotidae. The record is from RefSeq and is a predicted model, not a curated record.
AUGUCCAUCGAGUACAUUCCACAGAUGUUUUGGGUUCAGAUAGGAGAUCUGGAAGUCCCGGACAAGAUGCCGACGUUCAUAUUGAAAUACACAGGUAAAAUCAACAUAGCUCUGGGGAAACCAGCUAGCCAGAGCACUACAUGGCGCAACUUCUCGGCGUCUCGGGCAAAUAACGGCAACAGAGCUAGUCACUUCAGCAGCGGAAGUUGUUCCCAUACAGAGCACGAGACUACAAACUGGUGGCAAGUGGAUCUCCAAGGAAUGUACUCCAUAGCCUCAGUCUUCAUUGUCAAUAGAGACACACAAAUAACCGGCUACUACGGCUACUUCCUGCAGGACAUCGAAGUCCACGUGUUCCAGGAGGCACCGUCAUCUGGUCUCCCAAAUGGAACGGUGUGCGCCACCCAUAUACCAGCCAUGGGCGCAAAUGCCACCCUGCAGUGUGAGGCCCCUGUCAUAGGAAGGUAUCUUAGAAUCUACAGACGAUCAAGUGAAACGGUGGAAACGCCGAAACUGGUCUUCUGUGAAGUUGAGGUAUAUGGACGUCCAGUUACAACAUGUGGAGGUAUGUGGGGGUAA